UGUGGUAAAUUCGGAGUUACCCUUGCCUCGACAGUCGAAUCCAUCGCGGAGUUUCGUAUCAGUGGCUGAAUCUAAGUCAAACUAGGCGGCGGCUCGGUGCCGCGAUCAACGUCAAGUGCUCUCUCCUUGGCAUGAUUACUCGCUGUGCUCUGCUAGGAGAACAUUCAGUGGCUUACACCAUCACAUCUAUUAGCGACAUGGUGGUUCCGUCUGUGCUUCCGACGCUACCGUCGUUCUGGAGUGAUACCAUGGUUCUAGGUGGGAAUCACGAUUGAUCUUGUGCUCGGGACCGAGGCCGAGUUAUUGAGCGAUUUUUUCCACGCGAAAAGCGAGCGGAGAGAAAAAUAACAACGUUGGUAACGGAAGCGCUACGACAAUGCUGCUCGACAUAAGUGACGUGAUCGGCGAGUUUGGCAUUUACCACUUCAUCGUGCUAUUGGUCACUGUCCUACGGGCUCUGCCAUCCGCUUGGACGCUGACCGGCAUCGAUUUUCUGACGGGAGAUUUCAACGUAUCGUGCACCGGAGGGAGCUUCGCCGAAUCCAUUCAUUUCGGCAAGAGUGUCCAGGAAUGCCUCGUCCAUCCGACGAAUGGAACGCAUAUCGACACCUCGGUUUGGGUGGAUUGCGUGAACUUCACGUACGGCACAGUUGAGACUCGUUGGUCGGUCGUACCCGAGUGGAACUUAGUCUGUCAGAAGCGAUGGAUCAGCUCAGCGAUGCAGACCCUUGUCUUCGCGGGCUGCUUCGUAGGCGCAAUCGUUUUCGGCUUGCUCUCGGAUUGGCAGGGGAGACGCAAGAGCCUACUCGUGAGCACGAUUCUUUUCGCGGUUUUCGCCAUCGGAUCUUCAGUGGUGCCUGAACUGUGGGCUUUCAAUCUCUUGAGAUUCGUACAAGCCGCUGCCGUGGCUGGCAUCCAGGUCACUAGCGCUGCUCUCUUCAUGGAGCUCCUCUUGCCUCGCGACCGUUACCUCAUGAACGUCGGCUUCACGAUCGCCUUCGCAGCUUGCACAAUAGCCGUGCCUUUCGUGAGUCAGGCUCUGAAUUCGUGGAGACUUUUCCAACUCGUUUGCGGUCUUUGCGCGCUGUGCAUCUUACCACCAUUGUUGAUUGUUGAGGAGUCUCCGAGAUGGCUGGUGAAUCAGAAGCGAACUCUGGAAGCGCGAGAAGUGUUGAACUCGAUUUUCACCACCAAUCGCCGUUCGAUUCCAAAUUUCACGUACGUCAUGAGCAGCCUCGUUGAACGAUCGCAGAGUUCGGAAUCGCAAGGAAUUCUAGUGUUGCUCGGCAAUCCGAGGUUGAGGCGCCAGUUGAUCAUCAUUCUACUCUACUGGCUCGUGGAAAACGGAAUCUAUUACGCCGAUAUUUUUCUUUCGGCGCACAUCCCAGACUUGGAUCCGAGAACCACCUUCGCGAUAGGCGCCGCGGCCGAGAUUCCGGCAGGAAUCGUCGGCAUGUUCCUUCUGAGGUUCCUGAAUCGAAGAUCGUCGAUGGCCGGCUCCCUCGCGAUCGGCUCGGCCUGCUCGAUCGCCACCGCGUUCCUCUCAUUGAAACAGCCAACUCUGAAAUUGGCCCUGAGCUCUGUAACUCGUUUCUUCCUGACGGUGGCGACGUCCAUCAAAUGGGUGUACACUCUCGAGCUGCUGCCGACAAACAUACGAUCCCUGGGCUUUGCACUCGCGUUCGCAGUCGGACGAAUCGGAGGCAUGCUAGCGCCCUUCAUCCGAGACUUGGCGCUCGCAUCGGUGUCCAACCAGAAAUGGUGCUUCGUUAUAGUCGGUAGCGGAUCUUUUUUGGCGACCGUUCUAGUUUUCUUCCUGCCGGAAACCCUGAACUCUCAACUACCGGACAGUAUUUUCGAGAGUUUCCUCAGGAACCGCCGACGAAGCCAAUCGCUGCCGAGAGCGUAAGAGGGAGAGCACAAAGUCAAAGUGCUCAAUCGUGUGAGGUGCCAAAUUGAUCCCGCAGGAAUCGGACAGUACACUCGGAGUCGGAAUCAACGGGCAUGCGAGCUCGUCUGGAAGUUCCUUCGGGUCUCGGACCCGAUUGAGAAAGCUAGGGAGCUCCUCCACUCUGCUUCGAGAACUACUUCCGUCGAAAGCUGCCGGAAUCGGCUCCUGGAAGUCUUACCGUAGAAAGUGUACAACACUUUGUUUCUAGAGCUAAGCCGAUUUUGUAAAUACGGGUGGCGUAC
This is a messenger RNA of Galendromus occidentalis (western predatory mite), 2193 nucleotides long. RefSeq names its product organic cation transporter protein. The transcript has 10 exons. Gene Ontology annotation, biological process: transmembrane transport. Gene Ontology annotation, cellular component: membrane. Lineage: Eukaryota; Metazoa; Arthropoda; Arachnida; Mesostigmata; Phytoseiidae. Bases 377 to 1909 code for a protein of 510 amino acids. The record is from RefSeq and is a predicted model, not a curated record. Gene Ontology annotation, molecular function: transmembrane transporter activity.